Molecule: messenger RNA, 2454 nt
Organism: Closterium sp. Yama58-4
Lineage: Eukaryota; Viridiplantae; Streptophyta; Zygnematophyceae; Desmidiales; Closteriaceae
Source: the annotation of a GenBank genome assembly
AUGGGGCGCGGGAAGAUCGAGAUUCGGAAGAUUGACAACGCGACGACGCGGCAAGUGACCUUCUCGAAGCGGCGCAAUGGGCUGCUGAAGAAGGCGUACGAGCUGGCGGUGCUGUGCGACGUGGAGAUCGGCGUCAUCAUCUUCUCCGCCACCGGCAAGCUCUUCCAAUACGCCAGCACCAACAUGGACGCCAUAGUGGAGCGGUACCGGCGGCUGGCACUGGAGAGCGGCAAGGACCACCGCCCGCCGUGGCAGCAGCAGAACCCCCCUCAGAGCACCGGCCUUGCCACGCCUCUGCAGCAUGGCCUGCAGCAGCGGCAGUGCAAAGAGCAGCAGGGCGAGCAGCAAGCGAAGAAGCUUCAGGUGCAGCAGGUGGAAGGCAAGGCGACGGCCAUGCCUCAAGGAGUGCUGGCACUCAAGGAGGCAGCAGAGCAACAGAAUGAGCCGCGCGACUUGGAGGUUUCAAGGCUGCGAGAUCAACACUCAAAGGCGCUUGCUUGCCUGGACACGUCAGCGGAGUCGUUUGGAGGGCUGGGAUUGGAUGAGAUGAGACGACUGGAGAAGCAACUAGAAGACAGCCUCUCUCAACUGCGGGAGAAAAAGGAGGAGCUGUUCCACCGAACCAUCUCCCAUCUCAAAUCGCGGCUGGAAAAUCAGAGCAAGGCUGAGGCGCGAGCAGGGGCGGAUGCAGGCGGCGAGGGGAUGGGGGGCACAGCAGGUGUGGGGGCGGCGAGUGCAGGGGAUGACGCCGAGCGUGGAGGCAGAUCGAGGGCGGGGGAGGGAGGGGAGUGUCCGGGGGUAGACAAGGAGGGACACCGUGGGGAGGCGGAUGGGCAGGGCAGUGGGGAUGGGGACCGGGUGGGGUGUGAGGAGGAUGAUGACGGGGGGGAUGAGCGGGGGGAUGGUUUGGAGGAUAGGGAUGGUGAUGAUUGCACUUACCCUGAUGCUGCUGCCCCUCAGGCUGCAGCAUUGCCGUGCACAGCCAUGGGGGUGGAUGAAGGGAUGGAAGGGGGGGUGGAUGAAGGGGUGGAUGAGUUGCAAGAUAGUGACUCCGAUGCCGACGAUGACGAUGACGCCAUUCACCAUGGCCUCCCAUUGCUCGGAUCCACCCGCCACACCCAUGCCGUGUCUGCCCAUCCAUGGCGCCAACCAUCCCACCCGCACAGCCAUGUGCAUGGCACCUCGCAUGCACGUGGCAGCGGGCGGUCAGCAUGUGUGCCGUUUAUGCUACCAGUGAAGGCUACUGCUGCUGCGGCUGCUGCUGCUGCGAGCGGAGUUUCAGCGCUGGCGGAGGCAGCUGGGGCGAUGGUGAAGCAGGAGGCGCUGGACGCGGCAGAGGCGCACGGCACGCUCCAUGCCGCGCCUCUUCCUCCCCCUGCUGCUCAACCACUGCACGCCACAGCAGCCCGCGUGGGGAUGGGCGCAGAUGAGCCAGAGGGCGCACUGAGAGGCGAUGCGGCAGCGGGUGCAGCAGCAGCAGCUGGUGGUGGCGCUGACACUGACGUUGCAGCAUGUGCAGCAGCAGGGGAGAGAGCAGCUAGGGAGGGUGCGUGUGAGGUCUUGCCUGCGGGGUUGUUGAGAGGCAGAGAGCCCACGCAUGGGGUUGGAGGCAACGGGGUGUCGAUAGUGGAGGCCUUGUUGCGAGGGAAGCGCGGUGCAGAUGACCAGCUGGUGCAAGAGAAAACGAAGCUGCUGAGAAGGUUCUGGAUAGAUCUGGAGGGGGGUGAGCAGGGGCAGGAGAAUGGGGAGCGUGAAGAGGGUGUGCAAUCCAGAGCGCAUGGAGGGGACAGUGGCGAGCGCGUGGAGAUGGGGUGGACGAGCAGCGCACCUGCUCAUGCGCGGGUGGGCUCCCAGGGUGCCGCGUGUGAUGCCGCUGCUGCUGAUGCACCAAUGCACGCGCUGCAGCAUGCACGCAGCAGCACUGGUGCUCCCAGGCCUGCUGGUUCUGCCAUGCCGCAUGCCACGCCACCCGAACCUGUUCCUGCUUGUGCUGGGCUCGAGCAAGAGCAAGAGGCGGUGAUGCAAGCGGGGGAGGGGAGAGAGGAGCGCGCAUGUGGAGGGCCGUCUGCUCAGCAGCUUGGUAGCAAGGGCGGCAAUGGAAGGGGUGGUGAGGUGCUUGGUGGGAUUGGAGGGUCACGCGAGCAGUGUCAACAAGCAGUGUGGCAGCAGGAGGAGUCGAGGUAUGGUGCUGCAGUGGAGAGCAGAGUGCAACAAGGCGGGCCGAUGCAGCUGGGCAGCUUCUCUCUGCCGCCUGCUGCCAGCGCCCCUGCAGCCCACACAGCGGCCGCUGGGCCCCCUGCAGUGAACAAUGUGUUCCCAGCAGUGCCCAGUGCGUUUCCUGUGAUUGGAAGUGGCCCACAGCAGCACAGGGGGCUGCCUCAAACGGAUCUGAACAUCGGGCUCUACGGCGCUUUUGAUGAUGAUGGGCUCACACCAUAUGAAGGGCCCUACUAG